Molecule: messenger RNA, 1671 nt
Organism: Lindgomyces ingoldianus
Lineage: Eukaryota; Fungi; Ascomycota; Dothideomycetes; Pleosporales; Lindgomycetaceae
Product: GTP-binding protein Obg/CgtA
Exons: 2
Coding region: 1-1671 (556 amino acids)
Cellular component (GO): mitochondrion
Molecular function (GO): GTPase activity; GTP binding
Source: RefSeq, a predicted model, not a curated record
AUGAGCUCCGUCCGAGAUCGAGCCUUUAGCGGGACACUGACGCCGUUCCUGUAUCCUUCCCUAUGCGAUUCCACCUUCGUCGUCGCCCGCCAGGUCCGCCACCAUAGACCACUGCCACUCUUCUUCAGAUGUAGCUCUGCUGCCGCCCAGCACACUACUACCCGUGGCCCCCGCGAUGCGGUCCCUACUAGGUUCGACCUGACGCCAGACGACUACGCCCUUACACCGUUUGCCGACCGAUGUAUCCUGACCGUUGAAGCCGGUUCAGGCGGACAUGGCUGUGUUUCAUUCGUUCGCGAGAAGUAUAUAGAAGAAGGCCCGGCCAAUGGGGGCGAUGGAGGAAGUGGGGGGAAUGUCUAUAUACAGGCAAUCCGCGGCGAGACUUCGCUGCACAAGCUUGCCCGCAGACGGCUCAUCAAAGCUGGGAGAGGCCGGAAUGGGCAAGGAAAGACAAAGGGGGGCGAAAGAGGCUCGGAUGUAUUAAUCACAGUUCCGGUCGGAACCAUUGUCAGAGAGAUCCAACGACAGGAUCCGGUCGCAGACGCAGAAGAAGCUGAGCGCAGAGCUCAUUGGCACAGCAAGGAAGAGAAUGUGGAGGAAAUGAGGGGUAUUUACAGGAGAGACAAGUGGCUGGUGUUUCCAGGAACGGUCCCCUCGCAACUAGCCAAGAUGGAGUUUCCUGCCCUCCCGAAACCACGACGAUCGCACCUUGCAGCGGUUCAGCCCGAGUCUCCAAUAUGGCUAGACUUGGACAAGCAUAUGGAGGCGCCAAUGCUACUUGCGGCUGGCGCGAUGGGCGGCCUCGGCAAUCCGCAUUUUAUGACACCAUGUUCGCCAAGACCGAAGAUGGCCACGCGAGGAGACGAAGGCAUGAAGCUCUCACUGCAGCUCGAGCUGAAGAUUUUGGCCGAUCUUGGGCUCGUGGGCAUGCCGAAUGCUGGGAAGAGUACCCUACUUAGGGCACUCAGCAACAGCCGAGCGCGGGUGGGCAGCUGGGCAUUUACCACCCUCCAACCCAACGUUGGCACAGUCGUCUUAGACAAUCAUAAGGGCCGCCCCGCUGUCUGGAAACGUGGGAAAGAUGGCGAACUGAAGGAGAACUUCACGGUAGCUGACGUUCCAGGGCUCAUCGAAGAUGCACAUCUUGACAAGGGGCUGGGUCUAGGUUUCUUGCGUCAUGUCGAGCGUGCAGCUGUCCUCGCUUUCGUUGUUGAUCUAUCGGCCGGAGAUGCCGUUAAAUCGUUGCAACUUCUUUGGCGAGAAGUGUCAGAAUACGAAAAUUUGCGGGGAAAAGAGUUGAAUGCCGAAACUGAGCGCAGGAUGGUUACCUAUAGACCUCCAGGAAGCCGACUUCGAAGGUCUGAAGAGUAUGAAGAUUGGGAGCGAUUGGACUUGAGCUCGUCGCCGGAAUUUCUCCCCUUUGUUACGCAAACACCCAUUUCAUCAAAGCCCUGGUUUGUUGUGGCGACAAAGGCCGACCUGCCGGAUACCGAGGCGAACUACGAUGCUCUACAGGAGUAUCUACAUAGUGUGAAGAGCGGUGUGCAGCCUCAUCCGAGUAGUCGCAAGAACGCGUGGAAGCGCGAUGUACAAGCCGUACCUAUCAGUGCAAUUAGAGCCGAGGGUGUUGACGUUAUUCCUCAACUGGUCAUGGAUUUGCUGGAAGAAUGA